Messenger RNA from Diatraea saccharalis (sugarcane borer), 8342 nucleotides. Lineage: Eukaryota; Metazoa; Arthropoda; Insecta; Lepidoptera; Crambidae. The record is from the annotation of a GenBank genome assembly.
CCCGUGUCUAAACGGAGGCGUAUGUCACGAUAUGAUAAAUGAGUUUCGAUGCACUUGUGUCAAUGGCUUUACUGGUGCUCGCUGUCAAGUGAAUAUAGAUGAUUGCGCGUCCAGUCCGUGCCGGAAUGGAGGCACCUGUCACGACUCCAUCGCUGGUUAUACGUGUGAAUGUCCCCCGGGAUACACGGGAAUGUCUUGCGAGACAAAUAUCAACGAUUGCUUAUCAGCGCCUUGCCACAGAGGUGAAUGUAUCGACGGCGACAAUAGCUUCACCUGUAACUGCCACCCAGGGUAUACAGGUCGGGUUUGCCAGACGCAGAUCAACGAGUGUGAAUCAAACCCCUGCCAGUUCGGAGGUCAUUGCGAAGAUCUAAUUGACGGGUAUCAAUGCCGAUGUAAACCUGGUACUUCUGGAAGAAACUGUGAGAUCAACGUAAACGAAUGCUACUCAAAUCCGUGCAGGAAUGGUGCUACAUGCAUAGACGGUAUCAACAGGUAUACGUGUGAGUGCAUCCCUGGAUUCACUGGGCAACACUGCGAGACGAACAUCAACGAAUGUCUGCCCAACCCAUGCGCUAACGGCGGCAAAUGUAUCGACCGCAUCAACGGUUUUCGCUGCGAGUGCCCUAGAGGAUACUACGAUGCUAGGUGUCUAUCCGACGUGAACGAAUGUGCCUCAAAUCCAUGCACAAACGGCGGCAGCUGUGAAGAUGGAGUCAACCAGUUUAUUUGCCAUUGCCUGCCAGGUUACGGAGGCCAACGCUGUGAGAGAGAUAUUGACGAGUGCAGCUCAAAUCCUUGCCAACACGGAGGAACUUGCCACGACAGGUUGAAUGCGUAUAAGUGCGACUGCGUCCUUGGUUUCACCGGUGUGAAUUGCGAGACGAACAUAGAUGACUGCGCGGGAAAUCCGUGUUUGCAUGGUGGAUCAUGCAUCGACCUGGUAAAUGGAUACCGUUGUGUGUGCGCGCCACCACACUCCGGCAGGAACUGCGAGAACACGCUCGACCCGUGCUCACCCAACCAAUGUCGACACGGUGGUCGUUGCAUCGCUGAAGCUUCGUACGCGGAGUUUACGUGCCAAUGUCCAGUAGGUUGGACAGGUGCUCUGUGCGAACGAGACGUCGAUGAAUGUGCGGUCACAGCGCCCUGUCAUAACGAAGCCACAUGUAUCAACACCGAAGGGUCGUAUACCUGCCUCUGUGCUAUCGGUUACGAAGGGAAGGACUGUGCUAUCAACACAGAUGACUGUGCUUCGUUCCCUUGUCAAAAUGGCGCUACCUGCUUGGACAGUAUCGGUGAUUACAACUGCGUGUGCGCAAGCGGUUUCGCUGGAAAACAUUGCGAAGUUGAUAUUGACGAGUGCCAAUCAAGACCUUGUAUGAAUGGCGCCACUUGCAAUCAGUACGUGGCCUCGUACACAUGCACUUGUCCACUGGGUUUCUCUGGGAUCAACUGUCAGACGAACGAUCAAGAUUGCACUGACUCCAGCUGUAUGAACGGAGGCACCUGUAUCGAUGGCAUUAACUCUUACAACUGCUCUUGUCCGCCUGGGUAUACUGGUUCGAAUUGCCAGUUCAGAAUAAACAUGUGCGAUAGUUCGCCGUGCAGUAACGGCGCGACUUGCCACGAUCACGUCACUCACUACACUUGUCAUUGUCCAUACGGCUACACAGGAAAACACUGCGAGGGAUACGUCGAUUGGUGUGAAGGCAAUCCAUGUGAGAACGGCGCGACAUGUUCCCAAAAGGGACCGCAGUAUACUUGUACAUGUGCACCAGGAUGGUCUGGGAAACUGUGCGAUGUAGAAAUGGUAUCUUGUAAAGACGCGGCUAUCAGAAAAGGAGUCAAGUUGAAACAACUUUGCAACAACGGCACAUGUGACGACAUAGGUAACUCGCAUCGCUGUCGUUGCCUUGAUGGGUAUACUGGUUCAUAUUGCCAGAAAGAGAUCAACGAAUGUGACUCCGCUCCAUGUCAACACGGCGCCAUUUGCAAAGACCUAGUCGGUACUUACCAAUGCCAAUGUGCCAAAGGUUUCCAAGGCCAGAACUGUGAACUUAACGUAAACGACUGCUUGCCCAAUCCGUGUCAAAACGGUGGUACGUGCCACGAUCUCAUCAACAACUUUUCCUGUUCUUGUCCCUUCGGUACUCUAGGCAAGAUUUGCGAAAUCAACGUCAAUGACUGCAAACAAGACGCGUGUCACAACAACGGUUCAUGUAUCGAUAAAGUUGGAGGGUUCGAAUGUAAAUGUCCGCCCGGUUUUGUCGGACCACGAUGCGAAGGCGACAUAAACGAAUGCCUCUCGAACCCUUGCUCAAAACCUGGAACUCAAGAUUGCGUUCAGUUAGUGAACGACUACCACUGCAACUGCAAACCGGGCUAUAUGGGAAGACACUGUGAUGCAAAAGUAAAUUUUUGCGCAAACUCGCCAUGCCAAAAUGGAGGUAUAUGUACUGCUAUUCAAGGAGGGCACGAAUGCCUAUGCAAUGAAGGUUUUUAUGGCAAAAAUUGCGAGUAUUCUGGAUAUCCUUGUGAUUCUAAUCCCUGUCAAAACGAAGGAUACUGUCGCACCACCGACAAUGGUAACUACAUCUGCAAUUGCCCUUCAGGAUUAUCGGGUACCAACUGUGAGAUUGAUUCUAUGAACGAAUGUCUCAGUGGUCCCUGUAAGCACCCGGAAGCGACUUGUAUUGACAAACCAGGCGAUUACUUAUGCUACUGCCCACGGCAAUGGACCGGUAAAAACUGUGAUAUCCAUGAUCCACAUUCGAGAGGAGGUUAUGGAAGCCCUGUGCCUGGCGUGUACAACAACAAAAAUCCUACAAUCAACUUCCAAGAAUUCGAUUUAGCUAUCCAAAGAGAACAAUGUGUAAAACUAGGCUGCAAAGAAAAGCAAGGAGACCAUCGUUGUGAUGAGGAGUGUAACACAUAUGCCUGUGAGUUUGACGGCAAUGAUUGUUCUUUAGGCAUCAACCCUUGGGCAAAUUGUACGGCUCCUAUCAAAUGUUGGGAGGUGUUCAUGAACGGCGAGUGCAACGAAGUAUGUAAUACACAAGCUUGCCUGUUUGAUGGAAGAGAUUGUGAAAAAUCGCUGCAGCGGUGUAAUCCAAUUUAUGAGGCAUAUUGCCAGAAGCACUACGCUAAUGGUUAUUGCGAUUACGGCUGUAACAACGCUGAAUGUAACUGGGACGGUUUAGAUUGCGGAAAUGAGCCACCAGAACUCGCCGAAGGCGUGAUGUCAGUAAUUCUCUUGAUGGAUAUAAGAACAUUCAAAGAAAACUCCAAUGCGUUCUUACGAGACUUGGGACAUCAAUUGCGGACAACGAUUCUCAUCAAGAAAGAUCAUCUAGGCAACGACAUGGUUUAUCCUUGGAAAGGAUCAACUGACGUCGGAUUACAGGAUACAGAAUUUGGUAAAAAGCACCACGUCGUGUUCACUGAGCGGGCCCAAAGCGGUGUUCAAGUUUACUUGGAAAUUGACAAUAGAAAAUGCACAACCAUGUCAGGCUCGGAGUGUUUCUUUUCCGCUCGCGAGGCUGCAGAGUUCUUAGCUGCUACGGCGUCCAAACAUUCUUUAUCACCGGACUUUCCGAUAUUUCAAGUUAAAGGUGUUAAUACUCCGACUGCAGGAGAGGACGUCCAGACCAAUUCUAAAUACGUAUUUAUCGGCGUGAUAUUAGUUUUGCUUGCGGGUUUGCUAAUCGGCGUGUUAGUGACGGCACAGAGGAAGCGUGCAGCCGGUAUAACAUGGUUUCCCGAAGGAUUCGCAAGAAGCAACUCUUCAUCGAGACGUAGGUCUAGACGACGGGGACCUGAUGGACAAGAAAUGAGGAAUUUGAACAAAGGCUCUAUAGGUUGUAUCGACGUGGACAUCAAUGGAGGUCAUAUGGGUCCACCACAUUGGUCUGAUGAUGACGAUGAUGGAUCGGCACCGCCAAGGGCGAAGAGAGCUCGCGGUCCGGGUGAUGCUAAUGGUGCACCAGGUGGUUAUGCAUCAGAUCAUACUGCUAUUACGGAUUACGAAGAAGCCGGACACGAUUCGAGGGUAUGGACUCAGCAACAUAUGGAAGCGGCUGAUAUUAGAGACAUCAGAGUGCCACCUAGUAUGAUGACGCCACCAGCUAUCCAUGACGGGCACGUAGACGUUGAUGCUAGAGGACCAUUAGGAAUGACUCCACUCAUGGUAGCGGCAGUGAGAGGAGGCGGGUUGGACACUGGUUCAGAUGCUGAAGAUGAGCAGACAGCUCAUGUUAUAUCGGAGCUGGUCGCUCAAGGGGCACAGCUCAACGCAGCAAUGGAUAAGACUGGAGAGACUAGUCUGCAUCUAGCUGCUAGGUACGCUCGAGCAGACGCAGCUAAGCGUCUAUUAGACGCAGGUGCAGACGCCAACUCUCAAGACAAUACAGGACGUACUCCGCUCCACGCCGCAGUCGCCGCCGAUGCCAUGGGAGUAUUCCAGAUCUUACUCAGAAACAGAGCCACAAAUCUAAACGCAAGAAUGCACGAUGGUACAACACCACUAAUACUCGCUGCUAGGCUAGCCAUCGAAGGUAUGGUGGAAGACCUGAUCAACGCAGACGCUGACAUAAAUGCUGCAGACAACAGCGGUAAGACAGCAUUACACUGGGCCGCCGCCGUAAACAACGUGGACGCAGUCAACGUGCUACUAAUGCACGGAGCUAAUAGAGACGCUCAGGACGAUAAGGAUGAGACUCCAUUAUUCCUAGGCGCCAGAGAAGGAUCAUACGGCGCUUGUCGCGCGUUGUUAGACGCGAUGGCGAACAGAGAAAUUACGGACCACAUGGACCGACUACCGCGAGAUGUCGCUCAAGAGAGGAUGCAUGACGACAUAGUCAGGCUGUUGGACGAACACUGCCCUCGUCCGCCGCCCCAACAUCAUCAUCUCAUGACAUCACCAAAUCCACAUCCGCAACUGAUCAGCCAACCAACGGUGAUCAGUGCGACGGCGACGAAGGGCAAGCCCAAGAAGCCGCGGGCUAAAGUAGGCCCAGACAGCCCCCAAGAUCAAAUUUACGACAAUAACAACUUGCAGCAUACGCAGAUAAGACGGAAACCUAGUGUAAAAAAGAAUAACAAAAAGGUUGCUCAAGAGGUGCCGCAGAGUGUGGAGAGCCUCGGCUGCAGCCUCAGUCCCGUAGAAUCACCGCUGCAAAAUUUACAGCAGUCGUACGGCGGCGGCGCACUGGGCGCGUCGUUAUCGCCCCCCUACUCCAAUCACUCGCCCACGCACAGUAACCAUACAAGCUCACCACACGCUUAUAUAGGAUCACCGUCGCCGGGCAAGUCGCGUCCGUCUCUGCCGACGUCGCCGGCGCAUAUGGCUGCGCUGCGCCACUCCCACCACCACUCCCACCACCUGGACGCCUCCGCUACAGUCGCCGCGUACUCCGCGCUCGCGCAUCUAGGUGCUAACGGUCAACAUAAUCCCCAGCUGCAAGCUAUGAUGACGCACGCAGCUGCCCUCGGACAAGUUCAGGGGGGGCAACAUCCUGCACUCAGUAGUCUAAGUCUGUAUGGGAGUUGGGGUUUAGGAGAGACGUUCCCGACGCCAUCGCCCGAGUCGCCAGACCACUGGUCCACCCCCUCCCCCCAGACUCCGCUCACGCAGUCCCCACACUCCGAUUGGUCAGAUCGCGCCGCGUUGUCCCCUAACGACAUUCAACAAACCAACAAAGGGGCAACCGAGGCCAUCUAUAUAUAAUUUAAUUAAUGAAAAAGUUGUUACUCGUUGAAACCCGUGAUUUGUUAUUUUAAGAGUAAAUCCACAAUGUUUUGUGACGUUUUCGAAAUGUAAAUGAUGGCUCAAGCCAAUAAAAUUGUACAGAGACUCUUAUAAAAUUAAAGGCACCCUGUAUAUUUGUUGUAAGUGUAAAAUGCCAUUAAUGUAUUCGGUACUAUAGUUUUGUUUAGUAAAAAUAUUAUCCACACGAUAUUCGUUAGAAGAGAACGUUAUACGGCUCAAGAUGUUCUUUUUCCAAAAUUACACUAUUAGAAUUUACGUGUCUUUGAAAAAGACUGUAGUGCAAAAACGUCAAAAGUCAAAAUCCUGAGAAUUUUGAGAUUUUGACAAAUGAUUUUUUAAUGUCUCGAUUUGGAGUAAUCUCGAGGUGCUAGUGUGCCGUAGAUAUAGACUGAUUUGUACAGCCAUGACUACUAGUGUAUACAUAAAUUAGUGCACUAAUUAUAUAUACACUAACUCACAAUCUCGCCACUCGAUAAGACUUUCCUGUGUAAUGAAAUAUAAAGUGUAUUAGAAGUAAUAAUAUAUUUGUCAGUCACUUUAAAAGAUCUGUUAUGAAAUAGCGCUUAUGAUGACUGCCUGCUAAUAUUUUGAACUGUAAAGCAGUUAAAAUAUAGCGUGAAAUAUUGUAUUUACCUCUUUAAAUACUAACGUAUUUAAACUUCCGACAUUUCGGAAUAACUUCCGACAUUACAAGAAUACUUUUUUAUUUAAUGCUGACCAUUAUCACAUCAUUGUAUAUUGCAUUUUAGUGGUAAAUUUUGUUGCCUGUAUGUCACAAAUCCAUUGACAUUAUUAUAAUGAAAUGCGCCGCAAUAGAUUGACAUCUUCUAUUCCAUAAAUUGUUAUUGUUAAAUGUUAUUAUUAACUUGUUUAUAUAUAAUUCAGUGUUUUCGAUCAUUAAUUUUAAUGGGAUUUUAGGAUUUCGCAUUUUGAGAUUGUUUUAUAAUAAUUUUGGGAGCAAAUUAUUUAUGUGUGAUUCCUUAGCGCAUAGUUUCUUUAAUGUAGUAUUUUUUUAAUUUAGUGCCGAGGUAAAUACCAAAUUUAAGAAAAUGUCAUCUCUGAUUGAAAUCCAUCUUUAGAUAUUUAUUUUAUAGUUCAAACUGACUUAAUAUCGAAAAUAUAAUUUUGGGAUUUAAGUUUAAUUCGAUCAUUGAGAGUCGUAACUAGAUUUGAUUCAAAAAUACGUUCUGAAGUUGGCGUUUUUUAAAAUAUUUUUUCUGUAUCUUUAUACUGAAACAAGUUUUUAUUUAUUAAAAUUUUAUAAGCGUCAACUAUAGAAGCGUUAUUUUAUUUAUGUUUAUAUUGUUUUAUUAAAGUUUUAAGUAUUUUCCGCUUAACUAAGUCAUUCCACUUUUAAGCUUCCAGUUAGUUUACCCGAAGCGGAUAUCAUGAUAGAUUUUGAAAAAAUAAACUCAUGCAAAAUUAUACUCAAGAGGUUUUAUCUGCUUUUUUGUUUGUUAUUUGCACCAAUUUUGUUAUUAAAAAGAGUUUUAUAUUAAACACAUAGUGCUCAUAAUACAUUCCACAUGAAUUCCAUUCAACCAUUUUCUUACGAAGUUUUCCAAAAAGUACGAGUGAAGUACUUUAAGAUCUCAUCAUUCCAUUGUUUCGCUUUAAAAGGAACUUCCAAAAUUCGUUAACAUUUACUUGGGACCAUACUCUGUGCUCAAUUGUUUAUUAUAACUCCACAUUUGUAUGAUAUUAUUAUUAUUAUUGCUAGUUUAAGUUGAAUACUUCUGCUGAUGUCGUGUGAAAUGCUUACAUUUAUUGUAAAUAUUAUUUUUAUCUUUUUUUAAAUAUAAUAUUUAAAGGUUCGACAGAAUGAUCUUCGUAGCGUUAAGUAUAGUUUUUAAGUUAUAUUUUUCCUUCUGUGUCAUCGUAAAGUGCCAAGGAGCCAAUUGAACUUAAAUGUUUAAUGAAAAAAGAUUUUGACAUAAAAAUUAAAACUAAAUGUACGUAGCUUCAAUACGAGUGAUACUUCUAAUUUAGAUAUAGUACGAGUACAGAUAAGUGAAAUGUGUGCUUCCUUAUAAUGCAUUCUCGUUAUUACGUAUAUUAAGAUAAACCUGUAUUCUUAUGAAGUUCAAAAUAGAUUUCAUCGAAGUACAAAUGUAAAUAACUUUGCCUUAAAAAUUAUCAUUUUUAGACUUACCUUAUUUCUGCAACAUGAUGACAAGUUGAGAUUUAUUUUUUUAUUUUAUCGAGGCAAAGGAAAUAAUGUAAUUCAGUUUAACCCAUGAGAAUGAGUACUCGUGUAGUUAAUAUUGAAAGGGCACAAACAAAUGUAAUAAAAAAAUAAUAUGAUCUUAAAUCUCCGCGUGCCUUUAAAUUAGUUAUAAGUAUAGGAACAAACACUGUAAUUUAAACUAUUUGGUAUAGUUUAGAAGAUCUACGCUAGUUAAUAAACUUCUGUAAAUACAUUUUAUGAUUUAUUUUUAUGAAAUGCAUUUCAUUGUAAGAUUCUAAAAUUCAAGGAGAAUGAACUUUUAAAUAUUUUCCCCCUAAUUGACAAUAAAGGAAUAAAAGUAUUUUCUGUUUGUUUUCUUUAAAUUCCAAAUUGUGUGGCAAAGUA